ACACCGCCGCACUUAACACAGUACUCCCAUAUCCCAACAUCAAACACCCUCACACCUAAACAGCUCCUGCACUACCGCAAAAAUGCCCGUCGGAAUCAAGACCCCGUCGAACCAAAUCAAACUCACAAACGUUUCGUUGGUGCGACUCAAGAAAGGCAAGAAGCGCUUCGAAAUCGCAUGCUACAAGAACAAAGUGCUCGAAUGGCGCAACGGCAUCGAAAAGAACCUCGAUGAGGUCUUACAAAUCCCGAACGUCUUCGUGAACGUGUCGAAGGGCGAGACGGCGAAGAAGGAAGACCUGGCGAAGGCGUUCGGGAAGGACGUGAAGCAGGAUGACAUUAUCUUGGAGAUAUUGAACAAGGGCGAGCUGCAGGUUGGCGAGAAGGAGCGCGCAGCGCAACUGGAGCGUGUCCACAACGAGAUUGUUGAUAUUGUGGCGGGAAAGCUGGUUGACCCGAAGACAAAGAAGGUGUAUACUACUGGGAUGAUCGAAAAGGCGCUGGAUAUGGUCAGCGCCGCUGGAUCGCAGGAGAGGCAAGAGAAGAAUGCUGCCGGAGCAGAGGCCCCUGCUGAAGGGGAAGAGAAGAAGCAUCUGCCAACGUGGACUGGAGUCAAUGCUACGAAGAACGCAAAGAGUCAGGCCCUGGAGGCUAUUAAGGCCCUGGUGGCAAGGCAGCCCAUACCAGUUGAGAGAGCCAGGAUGAGCCUACGGAUUACAUGCCCGAUGAAGGAGCUUAAGAAUACGUUGAAGGGCCAGAAGGUCGGUGGAGAGGACGGAGAGAGGAAGAUGACGGUUAAGGAAAAGAUUCUGGAACUGGUCGAGCAGAUCGAGAGACAAGAAGUUACCGGGAGUGAGUGGGAGCUUGUCGGUUUCGUGGAGCCAGGAGCAUACAAGCUCCUGAGUGAUCUUAUUGGAAGCGAGACAAAGGGUGCUGGCAGGAUCGAGGUUUUGGAUAUGGCAGUUAAACAUGAAGAUUGAAGGGUUGGUGAAGCGAGUGACCAAGAGGAAGGUACGGGAUACGGUUCAACCGCCCCAUGGCUUCGAUUCGAUAUAUUCACGGAGGCUGAGCAACUGUCAUAUUCUGAAAGUGGCCACUGAUGGGAGACCCAGGCAGGAGAGUCUGGGCAAGCCCCAGGAAUCCCUCCCGAAACAACUCGUAUGGAGGGAGAGGUCUUAAUAGUUAAGCGGAAGACAGAAUCCGAACAAGAUAUCCCCCAUACUCUAUUUCGUUCAGCAUGGCUGCAAACAUCAUUGUACUCGUGCCGGCCAAAUGUCUGAAGAGCGACUGGGUGACAUCAGUGAUUACAACAACUGUAGUUAAAAUAAAGGCUUGCAACUACUCGGGCUAUGAUUGUCAUAUUCCUUACUCAAGAGAUACAGAUAAAGAGGGAGAUACUAUCUGCUUAAAUUGCUGGCACCGAUCCUCAGCUAUGUACAUACAGUAACUUACAGGACUCGCUGGGAGAUGCCCGAAAUAUCGACACGUGACAUACUUCCUAGGCAAAAACAUACAGCUUACGUCAUUUCCCGGAUAAGGCCUCUGAGAUGGUGCAACCUGGCGGAUCCGAAGUGAACAGUCCCCAAAUAUAACUGCAGCAACUGUAAUGGAAAAGAAAGGGAAUAAAGAAAGACCUUUAAUAACUGGCUAUAAUUGUUGUAUAAGAUCCUCAAAUAAUAGAGCACAAAAGGGAUAUACUAUUAGCUCAAAUUGCUGGUAUUCCUUCUUAGGUACAUAGAGACAGUUCAACCGGUUCCCGCCACCAAGGCGUUAGCGUAGCGAUAGCAACGACGC
Molecule: messenger RNA, 1793 nt
Organism: Pseudogymnoascus destructans
Lineage: Eukaryota; Fungi; Ascomycota; Leotiomycetes; Thelebolales; Thelebolaceae
Exons: 2
Coding region: 83-979 (298 amino acids)
Biological process (GO): cytosolic ribosome assembly; ribosome biogenesis
Source: RefSeq, a predicted model, not a curated record